Messenger RNA from Acanthopagrus latus (yellowfin seabream), 3581 nucleotides. It is a transcript of the gene hmmr, whose product is annotated as hyaluronan-mediated motility receptor (RHAMM). Lineage: Eukaryota; Metazoa; Chordata; Actinopteri; Spariformes; Sparidae. Bases 141 to 3119 code for a protein of 992 amino acids. Gene Ontology annotation, cellular component: membrane. Gene Ontology annotation, molecular function: hyaluronic acid binding. The transcript has 20 exons. The record is from RefSeq and is a predicted model, not a curated record.
GUUAUUUUGAAAUUUCAGCGGCGCAGCGUCAGUUGUGUUCUGUUGUGUCAGAUUCAGCGAGCGCUGCACUGCAGCCUUAUCGAUACUGCUGGAAACUCACGUUUAAAUUCAACACUUGCGACGAGCGGCGACUUUUAAAAAUGUCUUUCUCAAGAGCCCCUUUGAAAAGGUUCAACGACAAUGUGGGUUGCGCCCCUCCACCGGGCUCCUAUGAGAUCAAGUCCGGGGAGCUGAAGGGAGCCGCUUCCUUCGAUAAAUCUGACCGAUUCAGAGCUGUUAAAGCAGGUGAAAUGCCACCACCAUCGCCCUCCAGAAGCGCCCUGGUGUCACCUGUCCGUAGGACCAUGUCCGUGGAUGGUCUUGUCCAAGGGUCAAGUGUCAAGAGAGAGAAGAACGACAUGAGCAUGGAGAGGAAGCAGCAGAAACUCCUGGAGAAAGAGAUAAGGUCCCUGGUUCAGGAGCGAGGAGAGCAGGAUCGUCGCCUGCAGGCUCUGGAAGAGGAGCUGAAGAAAGUGGAGGCCAAGCUGCUGUCUGCAGUCAGGGAGAAGACGGGCCUCUCUUCCAAUGUUACCAGCCUUGAACGACAGCGGGCAGAGCUCAAGAAAGUCAACGAGUUUCUAAAAAACAAGGUCUCUGCUGACACCACAAAAAAAAGAAUCAACUCUCUCACAAUGGAGCUGAUGGAAGCCAAGAACACUGUAGAUGUUAAAAACAAGGAGUUAAAGCUACUACAGGUUAACGCUGAAGGCCACUUGAAGGUGCUUGAAACUGACCUCCAAGCUGCCAGGGGUACAAUCACUGCUUUGAAGGACAGAAACAAAGACUUGGAGGAGCACCAUCAAGUGUCCCAGACUCUGAAUGAAGAGUUGGAGAAGGAGAAUGCUAGAUUGCAUGCUGUGAUAAGGGAGCUGAGGGAGGAAAUCAAAGUCUUGCAGGGAUACUUGGACACAGCCAAUGAACAGAUCCAGGAUCUUCGCUUAAGGCUCCAAGAGAAGACAGGGGAGAGCACUGGUACAGGUUCUCAGGCUGAGAAAGUGAAGCAGCUUGAGACAGAACUAGAGCAGUGCACUACUGAGCUACAGAGCACUCAACAAGUGCUCAGACAAAAAGAGGACAUGGAGGAGCAGGUGAAGUUUGCCAACCAAGAAUUGGAAGACUCUCAGGCAACAGUUCGACAGCAUGAGGCAGAGCUCGCGAGACUGAGGGAGGUGCUCAGGAGGACGGAGAAGGAGCUGGAUGAGAGAGUGGAACAUCUCGAACUGCGGUACCUGUCCGCUGAGAAAGAGAGAAGCAAGACUCAGGAGGAGGGGCUGAUGAGAGUGGAGGAGUUGAAAGCGGAGAUUGUCGGUCUAAAGGAGCUUAAAAGAGAUGAGGAAAAGAGACAAAUUGACCUCGAGCGAGAAAAUGCUAGUCUUACUGCGGAACUGACAAAAGAAAAGGCGCUUGUGGACUCCUUGUCUGUGUUGGUGGAACAGGAGAGAGAGGAGUCUGAUGAGAAGUUGAGACAGUUAAAAGAGGAGAUGGAGGAGGUGCUGGGGGAACUCGCUCUCCUGGAGGAUCAGGACAAGAAGAGGGAGGAGGAUGCGAGUAGGCAUGAGGAGGCCUUCCAGAGGCUGCAGGAGGAGAAGAGUGAGCUGGAGAGACAGCUGAGUGAUACUAGGACUCUGAUGGACAGCACUGAAGUGGAAGCUUUAAAGGCGGAGCAUUCUGAGGCCAUGAGAGAACUCCAAGAGGCGCACACAAACUCCUUGAACAAGAUGGCAGACGUUGUCGCAGAACUGGAAAGCUCCAAAGAAGCUCUGAAGGGAGCAGAGGAAAAACGGAAAACACUGGAAGCAGAGGUGGAGAGAGUGACCUGGCAGAUGAAGGAGAUGGACAAAGUCCUUCUACAGAAAGAUGAGGAGAUGAAAAGAGUGAAGGAGCGGUUGGAGGAGCACCAGGAGAGACAAUUAGCUGAAGCGAAAGCCAGGGAGGAGAACUCAAGGAUGUUGCUGGAGGUGCAGACUCGCUUUGCACAAAAAGAUGAGGAGAUGAAGGCCAUGGAGGCAAGACACGCUGCCCUGAUCAGUCAGCUACAGCAGCAGACAAAAGAGAGAGAAGAGGCACUGGGGCAACUGGAGGAACAGAGAGGUCAGAGUUCAGCUCGACUUCAAAAUGAGAGGGAAAAAGCUGAGAAACUGCUAGAGGAGGUAAGACAGGAAAAAGAGGAAAUAAUAGAACAGCUUCAACAAGAAAGAGAUGAGAAAGCUCAAAUUCAGACAGCACUUCAGGAGGAAAGGGGGGCGUUGGAGGUUGAAAGAGAUGACCACCGACAGGCCAGGUCAGAGGUGCUCAGACUACAGGCCGAGCUAGAGAGAGUGGACGAGCAAAGCAAGAGUCUCCUGUCUCAAGUAGAACUGAAAGAGCAGUCUAGGCUGGCUCUUGAAAACCAGCUGAUCAUUGCGGAGCAGGACAGAAAUGCACUUCAGUCACGCUGGGAUGAGGUUGAACGAGGGACUCUGAACUACCAGGCCCAAUUAGACCUCAUCGCGGAGAAGACGCAGGCAGUGAAGCGCGAGCUCGAAGAUCAACAGCAAGACGGACGAGCUCUGCAGCAGCAGCUUGAAGUACUAACUCAGGAAAAGGUUACACUGCAGUGGGAGAUGGAGGAGCAGCGACAGGAAUUCCAAAGACAAUUAACUGAAGCACAGGAGAAAAGUGCAGACACAGAACACUGGAGGAAACAAUACGAGGAGCUGUUUUCAAAAGUCCGGCCCUUCCAGGAACAGCUCAACGCCUUCGCAGCAGAGCGAAAGGCGCUGCUCAAUGAAAACGGAGCAAACCAGGAGGAGUUGAACAAGUUGUCGGAUGCUUACGCUCGCCUGCUGGGCCACCAGAACCAGAAGCAGAAGAUCAAACAUGUGAUCAAGCUGAAAGAUGAGAAUAUCUCCCUAAAACAGGAGGUUUCCAAACUUCGGUCCCAGGUAAACCGGCAGAAGAGUGAUUUGGAGGAGCUCAGGUCGGCGCUCCCGGGUGCUCCUCGACGCAGGUUCGAUCCCAGCAAAGCUUUCCAACACGACAAGGAGAACAGGCAAACUGAAACAAGUGAACCUCUUAAAGAAGGAAAUCACUUUGUGUAAUGGAGCUCUUCUACAAGAUGAGAACUGACAACUAAUUGGCUGCCAAAUUUAUAUCUUGUGUUUAUUAUGACUUGGCAACCCAUGACGUUUUUAAAGUCUACGUGUCAAAUUUUCACAUAUACUGCAAUGAUUCAUGUCAUGUGCUUGGAUUUUAAAAAGAAGUGUUAGGAGCUGUGUGUGUGUGUGUGUGCGUGCGUGUGUGUGUGUGUACGUGUGCGUGUGAAAGUGUUUACAGGAUCAGUGUGUGAAAAUAAUGAGGAAAUAGGUGCACACACUCAAGAGAACAACAGUUGUAGUAAGCAUUACGUUGUGAAAUGCUGUUUAUUGUGAAAUCUGCUUUGUAUUUGUGUAACUCUACUGUAACUGCAGUGCUUUUGGUAGAAGAGCCAGCAACUGUGCAGGGUGCCUCUUCAUGGAUCUUAAUUCUUUGUAAAUAAAUAGUCUUCUUAAACAGGUGAUCAA